UAUAUAACAGCGAGGUGAAAAAUAAUUCACCAGUCAACUAUAUCUCUAAUUGUAAUGCAAGCAUGAUGAUUGAUUAUCCUAACAUUUGCUUCGUUGCGCUAUUCCUCGUCAUUUGCGUAUGCUCACUGCUGCAUGCGGAAGAAGUAGCUAUAACCGAAGAAGAAUUUCAGGAAGCUCUACGGAUUGGCCAAGAGUACGUAACGAAAUGGGAACAACUGGAAGCCCAGAUAUUGGAAGUUGAUCGCAAUAGAAGCCAUCAUCAUGGAACGAGUAGAGCCGAUGAAAAGUAUCACUCGCGUCGUUUCAAUCCGCAGCGAUACAACCCGGAAGCGAUAGCCCAGUCGAAAGAAGCCGCUGUCUAUCUGGUGGCUCGGCAGUACCUGAGCGACAAGUUGGGAAUCCCAGCCGAGAAGAUUGGAGAUUUUGAACGGUCGUCUACUUUUCGAAACGAUGGCAGCGACAGGCAAGUUUGCGACUUUAACUCCAAGUUUCGCACUUUUGAUGGGACGUGUAACAACGUCGGAGUUCCAGCGUUCGGGAAAUCCGGUACCAUUUUUAACCGACUCGUUUUCAACCCGAGCGAAGGUUAUGAUGACGGUGUGGCGACUAUUCGAAGGAGCAAAUUAACGCGUAGUCCGUUGCCCAGUGCCCGACUCAUUUCCACUUCAGUUUUGAACAACAACAGUUUCCCCCGUCUCGACGUUUCUCUUCUGACGAUGCAAUGGGGCCAAUUCCUCGAUCACGACCUAACGUCUACUCCAACUUUCGACAAAUGUGAUGGAUCCGCAUUUCUGUGCUGUUCGUCCGAACCAACUGGCGACAAUGUGGCGCCUCCUCACCCUGAAUGUCUCCCCAUUGGCAUUCCAAGAAACGAUCCUGUUUUCAAUCCAUUGGGUAACGGCCAAGUAAAGUGCAUGAAUUUCAUUCGCUCGACAUUCGGAAAUAAUUUGGACGGAUCUGUUCCCCGAAUGCGAUCACAGAUCAACGCUUUAACACACUGGAUCGACGGCUCGAACGUUUACGGAAGUACAGCCGAAAAAGCCAAGUCCUUGCGAGAUCCGACAUCUGGUAGAGGUCGGAUGAGGACUUCCAUCAGCAAUUUAGGUCGUCAAAUGCUGCCUUUGGGCAACUGUCCAGGAAUAGUAACCUGUUUUGAUGCGGGCGACAGCAGAGUGAACGAACAGCCGCUACUUACAGUCAUGCACACCCUUUGGCUUCGCGAACACAAUCGCAUCGCUGAAAAUUUGUUUACAAUUUUUCCGGGUCAGACGGAUGAGUUUUAUUUUCAACACACGCGGCGGAUUGUUAUCGCUGAAAUGCAACACAUUAUUUACAACGAAUACUUACCCGUCAUGAUUGGUCCUACGAUGGCUGCCAAAGUUAAUUCUGAAAAUUUCUAUUCAAACACUGGGAAUCCGGCCGUGUUUACCGAGUUCUCCACUGCCGCCUUCCGAAUGGGCCACUCUCAAUUGAGGAGCUUCAUACGACUGUUGCAGAGAGACGGACAGGAAAGCAGAAAGAGUUACCAACUCUCGGACUCGUUCAAUGAACCCUUUCGGAUCUUAAGUUCCAAUUUCAUGGAUAGUGCUCUCCGUGGACUUCUCCAAGUACCUGCCGAAGAAGUGGACAGCUCUUUCGCUUUCGACAUUACCAGUCAACUUUUCAAGCCAAAAGGGGCAUCACUCGGGUUUGAUCUGACAGCUCUCAAUAUUCAACGAGGAAGAGAUCACGGGUUGCCAACAUAUGCUAAAAUGUUGGCUUUCUUUGGACGACCUGUACCUUCUAGAUUCAAAAAACUGCUUCCGUUAAUACCGCAGCAAGUUGUCAAUGCAAUGAAAUCCGUGUACGAAUCCGUAGAAGACAUUGACCUGUUUAUCGGUGGAGUGACCGAAUACCCAAUGCCGGACGCUGUGCUCGGCCCCACAUUCGCCAAUAUCUUCGCACAUCAGUUCUCGAAUCUGAGGCGGACCGAUCGCUACUUCUACAAUUUCUUUGUCAAUCAACCCACCGGCUUCAGUUCAGGUCAACUGGCAGAAAUUCAAAAAGUUUCUUUGGCGCGAAUUAUCUGCGACAACAGUGAUGGCACCAUAGGUCAAAUCCAACCUAAAGCUUUCCGCACUCCCAACGAAUCAUUCAACAGAUUAACACCGUGCAGAAAUAUUCCAGGCAUCGACUUCUCCAAGAUGUUAUCCCUUUAAACAUUGAAAGAACCGCGUUGAUAUGGCGUGAGCCUAUUCCUACACGGUUUGGUUGGUUAUUGUCGGUUAUUGUCGGUUAUUGUUAUUCAGUUUAUUAUUUUCUGAAAGGUGAAGGAUAUGCAUAGGAUAUGUUGUUGGCAGCAAGAAAUGCGUAUCAAUAAAUGAAUUAAAUUGCUAUAAUUA
Messenger RNA from Daphnia pulicaria, 2381 nucleotides. RefSeq names its product chorion peroxidase-like. The coding region runs from base 63 to 2198 and encodes 711 amino acids. The record is from RefSeq and is a predicted model, not a curated record. Lineage: Eukaryota; Metazoa; Arthropoda; Branchiopoda; Diplostraca; Daphniidae. The transcript is spliced from 13 exons. Gene Ontology annotation, biological process: response to oxidative stress. Gene Ontology annotation, molecular function: heme binding; peroxidase activity.